Messenger RNA from Fusarium verticillioides 7600, 987 nucleotides. RefSeq names its product ribokinase. Bases 1 to 987 code for a protein of 328 amino acids. Gene Ontology annotation, molecular function: ribokinase activity. Gene Ontology annotation, biological process: D-ribose metabolic process. The transcript has a single exon. The record is from RefSeq and is a predicted model, not a curated record. Lineage: Eukaryota; Fungi; Ascomycota; Sordariomycetes; Hypocreales; Nectriaceae.
AUGGCGUCACCAAGACCAGUCAUCAGUGUCCUCGGGUCACUGAACAUCGACCUCGUAUCAUAUGUCCCUCAUCAUCCCCUCCCUGGUGAGACAAUAACUUCAAGCCGGUUCAAUGUCUUCCCGGGUGGAAAGGGCGCAAACCAAGCUGUUGCUUGUGCGAAACUUUCGAGGACUUCUGAUCUGAAGAACCCAACCGUUGAUGUUACCAUGAUUGGCGCCGUUGGAGCUGAUGCUUAUGGUUCCGUACUGCUUGACAGUCUCAAGUCAUAUGAUGUUGGAACCAACUCUAUCAUUGUAAACAAGGACGGAGGCGCCGAGUCACAGAGCGGUAUUGCAAUGAUUAUUGUGGAUGAGCCAACUGGUCAGAACCGCAUCAUCUUAUCACCAGGUGCCAACAAUUCUCUUCAACCAAGCCACUUCGCCGAGAUUCCUGGUCCAGCACCGUCAUUGCUUAUCAUGCAGCUUGAGAUCCCUCUGGAGACAGUCAUUCAGGCAUUCAAAGCCGCCAAGACGACAGGAACUCCCGUUCUGCUCAACCCCGCUCCCGCUCAAGUACUCCCAGCAGAGAUCUACCAAGGUCUAGCUCACUUGAUCCUCAACGAGACCGAAGCGGCUUUAUUGUCAAAUAAGGACGAGUCCGAGUUUGAAGACAUCUCGGUUGUUGAGAAGGCCGCUGCUGAUUUCCUCGCUCGAGGCGUGCGGAACGUGGUGAUUACUCUGGGUGGAAAAGGUGCAUACUACACCAACGACACAGGCGCCAAUGGCCUCAUCCCCGCUCUGAAGGUCGAAGUUGUGGAUACGACUGCUGCUGGUGACACGUUCAUCGGUGCUUAUGCAGUUGAGCUUGCGGGCGCUGAGCAACGGUCCGAGAAAUUCGACAUUGAGAAGGCUGUCAGGUCAGGAAUCUGGGCGUCAUCCAAGACAGUCGUGCGAAGGGGAGCGCAGGUGUCUAUACCAUGGAAAGAUGAAUUGGAGUCAGCGAAGUAA